ACCUAAACAGAUUACGCGAGGCGCAUGAAGGACACGGCGAGCUCGCCGCGCUUCCCGAGGAGGGGAUUUGGCUCCAAAAUAGGACGCUAAGCCGCCUUGCAGCCUCGCGCUCGGUUUUUCUGUUAUUAUUACUUCAAGCGGCGCCGCGAAGGGGUCGGGUUCCGGCUAGGCGCUCCCUCAGGAAGAGGAAAGCAGAAAAAAAAAGCCGUCGACGACAACGGCGCCUCGUCCGCUGUCGCAGCAAAUAUGGAAGGAGCCGCGAAAGGAAGCGCUUCUUAACCGGGGCCCAGCUUCCCCUCGGUUUCCAUGACAGUUAUUAGGGCAGCGGAGAAAUUGAAUUGUCUCCCACAAUGCUCUGGAGAAAGGAAGCGGGCGGGGGAAGAGGAGGCGGCGGCUGCGCCACUGGCGAAGCGGCGGAGUUCUCCUGACCCGCAGUAACUCGCCUCACGGAGAAUUUCCCCAAACUCCCUGGAUUAUCAUGACGCCUCUUUUUUGGCCGCUCUCUUUCUACUUAGGUUAACCGGGGUGCAUGUGGUUUAUAUAAAUAUAUUUCAUUUUUUCUUCUUCUUGUUAUUGUUAUUGUUUGCGGGAAGACCGCGUGGGUUUGCCCCCCCCACCCCUCCCUCCCUCCCCAAGCUGCGCGCGCUCGAAGCAGCUCCAUGUCUGGCCACGCAAGGAUAUGAACAAUUAUUAUACAGGUGGGCUCUUCGGAGAGAGCGGAGCUCGGAGGCGUCCAAUCAGGCUCCGGCAACCUGCAGCCCUGUCAAAAUGCCUCUCCAGCGGAUCUCCGUAGUCCCCGCGCGGGAGACGGCCAGCAAUGGGAGAAGUUCGAUGGGCAGAAACAAAGAGAAGAACAAGGAAGUCGAGAAUGAGAAAUCUCCAGGCCGCUCAACAAGCCGCUCAAGUAACAUUUCAAAGGCAAGCAGUCCUACCACAGGGACAGCACCCAGAAGCCAGUCACGGUUAUCUGUCUGCCCUUCUACUCAGGACAUCUGUAGACCUCCCACCUUGCAUGACAUAUCAGAAGAUAAGUUUGAAAACUCGACCCCUGUCACAGUACUGAGUCCAGCUAGUAAAGAAACUGGUAGGAAACAAGUGAAGCGAAGGAUUAGGCGGAGGAAAGAGCCUGAGGAGAAUAAUGGGCAUGCAGAAAAGCAAAAAAGAGAGAAGGAUGGCAAGUUGCACCCAAACAUUGCAAAUCGUGCAUGGAAUGCCUUGCGCAAAGUAUCAUCCGAUUCAUCAUCUUCAGAUGAGAACCAUUGGGCCCUGGUUAGAAAGAGAGAGAGAGCCAACAUGCCCAGGAGAAUGAGAAGGCGGAGUACUUCAAACACUCGGACAGAUGAUUCUUCCAGGAAGAAUGCCAUUGAACUUGUAACUAUGGGGACAGGUGGGGAAAAGAAGCAAGAGAAGAUUGAGCCUGAAGGCUGCACUCCUAGUCACCGCAGGAGAAGGAUUUCACGGUGUAAAGAAACCUGCCGCUCACCGUCUUCUGUGGAGGCAAGGAGCUCCUUUAGACAAGGUGGAAAACACCAGGACAAGUGCAGCCGCAAGGAUCCAGAGCCUUCAAGGAACAUGAGACGAGUCAAAGCAAGCAAGGAGGAAAGUGGUUCAGAGAAAGGCCCAGACAGUGAUAUUUUGUCAGUUCCAGAAAAUGGAGUACCUGCUGGGAGAGGGCUUGCUGCAUCGGCUGCUGUUCAGAAACCUGCGUUUUAUGAUGACUUGUCUGAUGAUUUCGAAGUGUGCAGGAUCUGUCACUGUGAGGGAGAUGACGAAAGCCCCCUCAUCACACCGUGUCGCUGCACAGGGACCCUGCGUUUUGUUCAUCAGGCCUGUCUGCAUCAAUGGAUUAAGAGUUCAGACACACGCUGCUGUGAACUCUGCAAGUAUGACUUCAUAAUGGAGACCAAGCUCAAGCCUCUUCGAAAGUGGGAAAAACUACAGAUGACAACAAGUGAGAGGAGGAAGAUUGUCUGCUCAGUCACAUUUCACAUUAUUGCUAUUACCUGCGUAGUUUGGUCACUGUAUGUACUAAUAGAUCGGACCGCUGAGGAAAUUAAGCAAGGCAAUGACAAUGGUGUGCUGGAGUGGCCAUUUUGGACAAAAUUGGUUGUGGUGGCCAUUGGGUUCACGGGAGGCCUUGUCUUCAUGUACGUGCAAUGUAAAGUCUACAUUCAAUUGUGGCGAAGGCUUAAGGCUUACAAUCGAGUGAUAUUUGUUCAAAACUGUCCAGACACUGCCAAAAAACUAGAGGAGAAAAAUUAUUCCUCCAAUCAGAACACUGAAAUCAAAGACUCCGUAGUGGUGCCAGUAUCACAGACAGGUACAAACUCUCAGCAAUCAGGAGAAGAAACUGUUUCUGAUGUGAUGCCGGUUUGAUGGAAGCUGCGUUUCUCUUUCUUUACUGAAGAACAAAGUAAUGUGCUUUCCUACUGUUCAGCCACAUUAAAACAGCAAAACCACUAAGUAAAUUUGAAGGAAGAACAAAUGGGGAAAUCGAUCAAGAGAAGUUACACGUUACCUCCGGAAUGUAAUUGUGAAGUGGCUAAGCAUAGUGAAAAUGCAAAGAAGAAAGCGCAUCAGAGAUGACUUUCGAACAGGCAAACGAACAUGGCAAGUACCACUGUUGAUGGCUGAAAAGAGCUGCAUAUGCAGAUUUGCUACCAGUGUUCUGUUUACAAGGAGAAAACCCUUACAUCUAUUUGUUACUAUGGUCUUUUUUGCUAAUUAUCGUAAUCUUGGACACACUCUCUUCAAGGCAAUUUUUUAAAACAAUUCAUAUUUACCCUUAAAGUCAUGCAAAGAGAUUUGCACCAUAGCACAAAGUAUCUGAACCUCGUAAUGUGAUAAUUUUGCAAAGAGGUGGCUGACCUGCAGCAUAUAUGGUUUGAAGGCGAUAUGAAGGAAAUCCUUUCCAAAAGUUACCAUUGAAAACGUAUGUUUAAAAUGUGAGUAUUUGUAAACUAGGUAGCUGAAAAUAUCCCUUGUAUGCACAAAUGAUCAUUUUCUUUCACAUUUUUAUAUUCAUUUGGUGCAGCAAUUUGACUGCUGCUUAUUCAUAAGAGCUAAAAUUGACAGAAUAUUCCUGCCACCUCCAAAAUUCUGCUAAAGGGUAAUAUGUUCUAUAAUCAGAGGUAUAUUGCAGACAGAGCAGCAGGAAACUUUGAAAACAUGUUUUUAGUACUUACAUAUUAGUGUGUAAAAUAUGCAAAGGGUGGGAGAUUAAAUUCUAUUCUUUUGUUUAAGAGAUCAGGAUAGAACAGAUUCAGAAACUUGUUAGGACAAUAUUGAAAGAGUCAAAGUAGGCAGCAUUACCCAUAUGCCAGUAUCUCUCUGACGUCCACUAAAUUGACAAAGUAUGUGGUACCUUCUAUACAGGAGUAAAGCUGAAUCAUUAAUGGUUCAGUAGUUCAGUUGUUACUAUUGUGGUUUUAGCAUAGUAAUGUAAGACUGAAGUGUGACUAAAUAGAAAAUGCAGAAGAUAUAUAUCAGUAUCAUGUUGUACCCAGCAGGGAUGACUUGCAUGGGGGGAAAGCCAAUAACUUUGGCAUCCCAUUUCAGAAUGAUGUACCUCAGCAGACUAAAUGAUUGGAUGUCCUAAAAAGAAAGGGCACUGCGCCUGUCCUUAUACCACUCUUAUGCUUGUUGAAUGUAUUGUGAGUUGUGCCCAAGUAAUGUGAGUUAUACAAGAACAGUGUUACUAGUAAUGAGAGGAACUUAUGGUGGCAAACUGCAGUGGAUUAAGUAAUUUUUAAAAAGGACUACAUUUCAUAUUUCAUACUUAUAAAACACAGUAAGACAUAGAUUCUGAAAAGACUCAGCAGAUGUAUGUGAUGGAUCAGCUGAGACAUUGCAAAAAGCACAUAGCCUCCUUAAAAUUAAUGGGCCUUUCCCCAGUGAAUUUCAGUAGUUGAAAUAAGGCCUCUCUUAUUGGAAUCAUGGCACUAGUUUGGAAACUUUAAAAUGAGAUUAUGUAAGACAAUAGUUUAGCAAAAAGAGUUGAUAAUGGGGAUCUUGAAGAAAUGCAUUUUAACAUUUAAACUGCCAGAUGAAGGAGCCACACAAAUUAUUUGUGGGGUUUAGAACACUGUGUAUUUGAACAGAGAUCAUAGGAGGGACCGAACAAAAAUAAGAUCACAAUAAAAUUAAUUCCAAACUGGGUGGUUCAUAUCCAUUUCACUAAGAAAAAGACACACACACACACAUCCAGAUAUAGUCGAACUAUAAACUGAAGUGAUAGCUGACCUGGUGAUUUUCUGCCCAGCUAUAGCCAUUUAUAAUAAUGUACCAUUGCUUUGCAUAAACAGCUGACUUCUGUGAUAUAAAUACUUUAAAAGAUAAGGCAGCUGCAGCACAUCACACCAUACUGGACAGGGCACAAUAUAAAUUGCUUACUGAAUUCCACUAAAAUGCAACCAAGUCUCAAUGCAACCAAAUCAACAAUGUUUCAUCUUUAGGUCCCCAUGCAUUUAGCAAAUUAAAAGAAGGCCAACUGAUCAUUUCUCCCAACAGUGUAGCAAUCAAGCACUGGAUUCAUGGAGAUGGGCAUGACUAUAAAUCACAAUGCAUAGGGCAAAAAUAAUUUUUUUAUCACCAGAAGGAGACCAUGUUUUCAAGACAUACUAGUGACUUGGUUGCAUUGCUUAGAAGCAAGAUCUUUUCCUUUUUAAGAUGAUGCUUCUGAAAUUCAGUGCAGCUGGCUGAAGCAGCUAUGAAGGAAUAGUUACCACUUUUUUUUCACGAAAUGGAGAUGCCAGUUGUCACACACAUAGUGUUAUCUGUCUUUUCUAGUGCCAGUUAAUAGAUGACCAUUAGAGAUAUCAGAAGUUGUAUCAAAGAAAAUGUUUACAUGGUGGAAUAAGGUUACCCUUAGAAAACAAAGAUGAUGAAAAGUUAACAAUGAGGUAGUGUUAAAUGCCAAAUUAUUUGUCUUCAUCAACUCUGUAUGGGGCUAUCAGGGGUGUUCCCCUAUGGAUUGUUCUAUUAGCUUUACAAGCAUAACUAAGCAGCCUACUGGUGCUAUUGCCACAGCUGGAAAACAGUCAAUAGUUUGGUUCUAAAAUGUGUACAUCAGUACACCACUCCACCACCAAAAUUAGCAGUCAAAUUUUGAAACUUGCACUGCAAUGCAAUCUACGAUGCAAAUAUUUUACUGUGUAUAUUGUUGAGACCCAAAAGCUAUGUUACUUGUUUUACCCAGUUCUCUUUUGCAAAAGAGCUUAGAUGCUUUUGUGGGUGACUUGUGUAUUAAAAAGGUAUUUGGGAUGGGAAAGAAACUUAAUAUAAACUACUAAUUGUUGUGGAACAAAUUUGUAUUUGUAUUAAACAGAUGCCUCUAGGCGUUACUUGUAAGUCA
Molecule: messenger RNA, 5353 nt
Organism: Podarcis muralis (Common wall lizard)
Lineage: Eukaryota; Metazoa; Chordata; Lepidosauria; Squamata; Lacertidae
Gene: MARCHF1
Product: membrane associated ring-CH-type finger 1
Molecular function (GO): zinc ion binding
Source: RefSeq, a predicted model, not a curated record